AUGCCACCGCCGUCGAAGGCGUUGACCGCGUCCUUCAAAGCCAACAAGCCUACCACCAAUGGCAACCAACGCACGACGCUCGCGGACCGCGCCGCGCAAUUCGACAAAACCCGACCGAUGCUUGCGCCGAAGCGGUCGAACAGCAACCUCGCGGCGAUGGCGAAGACGCCGGCGCCGGGUGUCAAAAGCGCCAUCGGGGGGAGUCGCCCGCCCGGCUCGUCCAGGCCUAACAGCUCGCUGGGCUUCAGACAUGCUACCCCCGCUCCCCGCAGGCCGUCUAGUGCACAGAGCAUGCAGGAGGACGAGGAGGUGUUUGACGGCGACGAUGGCCCAGAGAGCGCUUUUGAGAGAUUCAAGACGCCCCGCAUGAAAGAAUCGGAGCUGCAAUCGAAGCUGGCACAUCACGAGGCCGAGAUCAAGGAAUUGAAGUCGAUGUACUUUGACAGUCGGCAGGAGUCGGCCCAGAUCAAGGACAAAGAGGUACAGUGGGAGACAAAGCGGGUCAUGUUGGAGAGCGAGGCGGCUAGAGCGAAGGUCGAAGCCGAUACCUUCCGGCGGAAAGCGGCCGAACUGGAACGUACCCUCGAGGACGAGCGAAGAGAUCGCCGUAUUGAACGGGAAGAUGCUCAACGGAGGUCGAGGGAUGAGCUAGGCGACUUGAAGCGAGCCCACCAGCAGGCAAUGGACUCGUUGGAGCGUAAGCUCCGUAUGGAGCUCAUGGACGAGAAGGGAAAUAAGGCGAGAGAGAUUCAGGAGAUGAAGAACCAGAUCGCUAUGGAGAAACAGAGGUUGGAAAUGCAGAUGGAUGGUACCGGAAGGGAGACGAGGGGCUUGAAGAUGGAGCUGGAGGCGAAGAUGGCCGAACUUGAGCGGGAGCGCAACCUCAACAUUCAACUCCGGGACAAAAUCUCGGAAUCCGACUCGCUCAGUCUCGGCAUGGAGUCUACGACUCGGGCUCUCCGGACCCGGAUUGAGGCGCUCGAAAACCAAGGGCAGUCUCAGGCACAUGAUUUCGCUGCGUUGGAGCUACAGCUUAAAGAGGCGCACGAGAAGACGGCGAUUGUCGAAGAGAAGCUUCGCAACGAGGAGAUCAUCAGACGCAGACUGCACAACCAGGUUCAAGAGCUCAAGGGAAACAUCCGUGUGUUCUGCAGAGUCCGUCCAACUCUCCCACACGAAAGCGACAACGCGGCCGAAAUCCGCUUCCCGGAUACGGAAUUGGAAGGAAAGGAGAUCGAAGUGGUGGGACCCGCCGAGAAGAGCGCUUUGGGCAAGGAACUCACCAAGACGCAUCCGUUCUCGUUCGACAAGGUGUUUGGUCCCAGGGACCAGAAUGCCGAUGUGUUCGAAGAGAUUUCUCAGUUGAUUCAGAGUGCCUUGGACGGAUACAAUGUCUGCAUCUUCUGUUAUGGUCAGACCGGUGCCGGAAAGACGUUCACCAUGUCUUCUCCGGACGGUAUGAUUCCUCGAGCAGUGCAUCAGAUCUACGAGACGGCCAAGGGUCUCGAAUCCAAGGGCUGGACCUACACCAUGGAGGGAAACUUUGUCGAAGUCUACAACGAGAGCAUCAACGAUCUCUUGGGCAAGGCGGACGACUUGGACAAGAGAAAGCACGAGAUCCGUCACGAUCCCAAGGAGAUGAAGACUACCAUCACAGAUGUGGAGACUGUUGUCCUCGAGGACCCAGGCCAGGUUGACACCAUCCUCCGCCGCGCCUCACAAACCCGGUCGGUCGCCGCGACCAUGGCCAACCAGAGAUCCUCGCGGUCUCACAGUGUCUUCAUCCUCAAGCUCAAGGGUGUCAACCAUACAACUGGCCAACGGAGCGAGGGAACUCUCAACUUGGUCGAUUUGGCGGGUAGUGAGAGGCUGUCACACAGUCAGAGUGCGGGUGAGAGGCUGAAGGAAACCCAGAGCAUCAACAGGAGUUUGAGUUGCUUGGGAGACGUGAUUGCGGCGCUGGGCAGUGGCAAGGAGGGUACUCACAUCCCGUACAGGAACUCUAAGCUCACCUAUCUCCUGCAAUACUCGCUGGGCGGCAACAGCAAGUGUCUCAUGUUCGUGAUGGUGUCACCGAUGAUGGCCCACAUGAGUGAGACUUUAACUUCACUCAAGUUCGCGACCAAGGUCAACAACACCACCAUCGGCACUGCAAAGAAGCAGAUCAAGGUAUAG
Molecule: messenger RNA, 2175 nt
Organism: Tricharina praecox
Lineage: Eukaryota; Fungi; Ascomycota; Pezizomycetes; Pezizales; Pyronemataceae
Product: P-loop containing nucleoside triphosphate hydrolase protein
Exons: 5
Coding region: 1-2175 (724 amino acids)
Biological process (GO): microtubule-based movement
Molecular function (GO): ATP binding; microtubule motor activity; microtubule binding
Source: RefSeq, a predicted model, not a curated record